Lactuca sativa (garden lettuce) is the source of this 2182-nucleotide messenger RNA. RefSeq names its product protein NTM1-like 9. Gene Ontology annotation, molecular function: DNA binding. The record is from RefSeq and is a predicted model, not a curated record. NCBI's taxonomy places the organism in Eukaryota, Viridiplantae, Streptophyta, Magnoliopsida, Asterales, Asteraceae. Gene Ontology annotation, biological process: regulation of DNA-templated transcription.
CACCAACUACAACCCUUUAGAACCCAAUGGCAUUACCGAAAUAAUAUUCAUAUUUAUGCCUAAAAUGGGUAUCGGGAAUAUACAUCGAUCAAAACGGCGGGGCACUGUCUCUUGCAAACACUUUCACUUUGUUUUGAUGAUAAAUCCGAGGUUCACAGAUUGAUUAAUAACGCCGGUGCUCGAAAAGAAAAGCUCUACCAAUCUUCUAUACCAUCUUCUCCAUCAAAAUCCUAGGGUUUAGUGCUCGAUUACUGCAAUAUAAUGGAUGUUUUGCCAGCUCUUCCGGUGGGCUACCGGUUCCGUCCGACAGAUGAAGAAUUGAUCAAUCACUACCUGCGGUUAAAGAUCAAUGGUUACGACGACGACGUAACUUGUAUUCGGGAAAUCGACGUUUGCAAGAAAGAACCUUGGGACUUACCCGAUUUAUCGGUUAUUGAAUCAAUUGACAAUGAAUGGUUCUUCUUCUGCCCCAAGGAUCGUAAGUAUCAGAACGGGCAGCGAUUGAAUCGGGCAACAAUAGCUGGGUACUGGAAGGCUACCGGGAAAGAUAGGACGAUUAAGACUUCCAGGGGGAGUCGUGUGAUUGGAAAGAAGAAGACGCUUGUUUUUUAUCUUGGUCGUGCUCCAAAAGGGGAGAGGACUCAUUGGGUGAUCCAUGAAUACUGUGCUACAGAAAAGGAACUCGAUGGUACUCAUUCUGGACAGAGCCCUUUUGUGCUUUGUCGUUUGUUCAGGAAACAUGAUGGCAAAGAUGACGAUCCUGGGAGUCCAAAGUUCAUUGAUGUUGAUCAGAACACUGCUUCUUCCCCUUCCCUUGUGAAGUCUUCCACCGAGGAUCCUCCUUCAGACCCUGUCACUCCGAUGUUGACUGGUCAAAUCGGAGAUACUGAUGAAGCAAAUGUUGACCCUCUCGGUUAUCUUGAUUUACAAGGCCUUUGUGAUCCUAUACCGGAGCAUUUGGAUUCAAAGAUCUUUUCCCCUUUGCAUUCUCAGAUGCAUGUAGAGUUUGGAUCUUCAUACCUGGGUAACCCUUCAAUUGACAACCCUAUGCAAUAUCAGUAUGGGACAAAUGCGAAAGAUAUCAUGGAGUUUUUGGAUAAUGUCUUAGUUGAACCAGAUCGUUUUCCUUUGGAGGAUACCAGUUAUAAGGAUGCUUGCCCUGCUCAAGCUUCUAUGGAAACGGCUCGUUUUAAAGAGCCUGAAUCUAUUGGCGAGUUAAAGGGCAAAAUGGGCCACGAUGCAAAUGGUAAUGGACCAUAUGUGCAGGACAGCAGGACGCCAUGUCACAUGGGACAUGAAUUGCAAGGCAAUUAUCCUGAUGAAAAUAUCAUCUGGUUCUCUCCAGUUGAAGACCAAGUUAAGAGUUUUGUCAAGGAAGAACACGAACUAUGCAGCAACAAUGGCAAUUCAUUGGCAUCUGGGAAUGACGUCAACUCUGGAACGGGAAUCAUAAUAAGGAAUUGGAAAAAGGCAAAGCUUCCUGGUAUCCCAUUCCAAGGAACUGCAAACAGAAGACUUCGUGUUAACAUGAAACUAUGUGUAAGGCCCUCUUAUAACCAGGAACAACCAACAAAUAUGUGUUUUAAUGAAGAGCAAUCUAUCAAGGACAAGGUUGAUGAUUAUAAAGAGGCUAUGGAGGAAGAUCAUGUGGCAUAUGAUGAUGAAAACAGUUCUGGAACCGGAAUCGUAAUAAGAACUCGUGAAAACCCGAUUCCGUCAUCUAGUAUUCCAUUCCAAGGAACUGCGAGCAGAAGAAUCCGUUUGCAGAAGAAGCUACAACUAGGGUUCAUUCGAAAGCCGAUGAAAUUGGACACUAGUGAAGAAGAAUCUAGCGUAACUGAAGCAAAGGAACCCGCUGAGAUUUCAACAGAUGAAAAGAGUGUGGAUCAAGAUUCCGGUUCCAAUGUGAUUCAGGCGAAGGAAUCGUCAUUCUACAGUAAAGCUAAGACUUCAUUAGCUUCGAUUCCGGUGUUGUAUAUGCCUAAGGUGCUGGUGGUCAUGGGGUUGUGUGCAGGUGGGGUUGCUUUAUGGAAAUGCUUAAGAGGGGGUUGAGUGUGAAUAAGAUAAAAUAGGUUUAAGCGUUCAGAUAGUGGAAAAAACCGAUAAUAUAGAUAAGAGGCUUGUGUUUAUGUCUAUAUACCAAGACUGAUUUUGCAGUGGUAAUAUGAAGUUAUUUAUAUCA